UGUCUUUUCUCUCUGUGUCUUCUCACUUUGCUUCACUUUCACCAUAUGUCUCCUCAUUGACGUCUGAUCCGCAGCAAAAUGAAAUUUGACAACUUACUUUCUGAAAUUAACGGAUUUGGAAAAUUCCAAGUCAAGCUGUUCUUGAUUCAGAUGCUCUCUCGAAUCACUCUGCCGUGCCAUUUUCUGCUAAACAACUUUAUGGGCGCUGUGCCCCCUCACCACUGCAACAUCAGCACCCUGGAAGAUGGAGGCAUCUUUGGAAAUUUGACUCCCCACCAGAAGCUGUUGGUUUCCAUUCCAACGGAGCAAGAUGGGACUCUUAGCUCAUGUCAGAUGUUUGCAAAGCCCCGAUAUGAGUAUCUAUCAGGCAACCGCAGUGAGGAGGCGUCCAUUGUUGAGUGUCAGAGUGGAUGGGUCUAUGACAACAGCACCUUUAAAUCUACCUUGGUAACUGAGUGGGAUCUUGUCUGCAGCAGAAAAGGGAUGAACAAAGCAACAGCAACAAUUUUCUUUAUCGGUGUCAUGAUUGGAGCCCCGCUCUUUGGGUUUCUCAGUGACAGGUUUGGGCGGCGACGACUGCUGCUGGCGGCUUACAUAUCCUCCUUGGCGUUUGCAGUUCUGAGUGCAUUCUCCACAUCUUAUGUAAUGUUCACCAUCAUGAGAUUGUUCACAGGAAUGUCCCUUGCAGGGAUAAGCAUUAUCGCCAUUGCUUUAAAUGUUGAAUGGUGCAGCAUUGAGCGCAGGACUUUCUCAAGUGUAAUCAUAAGUCUGGACUGGACCCUUGGGAACUGGCUUUUGACAGGGAUUGCUUUCUUUGUGAGGGACUGGAGGAUGCUCCUUGUGGUUGUUACUUCGCCACUGAUUUUGGCCAUCUUUACUUGGCGGUGGCUCCCGGAGUCUGCUAGGUGGCUUUUGGCAAAGAAAAAUGCAGAAGCUGCGCAUCAUUACAUUGCAAAAUGCGCUGAGACAAACAACAGGUCCAAGUGUAUCGCUACCAUCACGCCAAAGACAUUACUGGAAUCUGCAGAAGUUGAUACUGGAGAUAAGAAGUACACUGUUGUUGAUCUGUUCAGGACCCCAAAUAUAAGAAAAGUUGCGAUAUGCUCAGGGAUCGUAUGGUAUGGAGUUGCAUUUACCUAUUAUGGAAUAAGUCUAAACAUUACAGGGUUUGGACUAAAUCCAUUCCUCACACAAUUCAUCUUCGCUUCAAUCGAAAUGCCGAUGAAGAUUGGCGUCUAUUUCUCCUUGGAGAAAAUUGGUCGAAGGCGCUGUGAGAUGGCAGCCCUGCUGUCUGUGGGAGUCUGUCUAUUCACCAAUAUUUUUGUUUCAAAAGAUAAGUGGAUUAUUCGGACCAUUGUGGCCGUCCUGGGAAAAUCCAUGUCAGAGGCUUCAUUCACCAUAAUAUUCCUUUACACAAUUGAACUUUAUCCUACAGUAGUGCGGCAAAAUGGUCUAGGCUACACCUCGUUUGUGGCACGGCUGGGCGUGUCCAUCUCCCCGCUUGUUAUGCUGUUGGAAGACGUGUGGCAGUUCCUCCCCGCCGCCACUUACUGUGCUGUGGCGGUUAGCUCCGGUUUGGUUGCUUCACUCCUGCCUGAAACAUUAAACACCCAGCUGCCAGAGUUCAUAGAAGACAUUGAGAAACCCAGGAACAAGUCAACACGGAAGAUGGUCAUUCAGUAAAAAG
Poecilia latipinna (sailfin molly) is the source of this 1687-nucleotide messenger RNA. Its product is annotated as solute carrier family 22 member 7-like. Gene Ontology annotation, biological process: transmembrane transport. The record is from RefSeq and is a predicted model, not a curated record. The transcript has 10 exons. NCBI's taxonomy places the organism in Eukaryota, Metazoa, Chordata, Actinopteri, Cyprinodontiformes, Poeciliidae. Bases 79 to 1683 code for a protein of 534 amino acids. Gene Ontology annotation, molecular function: transmembrane transporter activity. Gene Ontology annotation, cellular component: membrane.